GAUACCGCAGGGCAGGAGAGGUACAGGACUAUCACCACCGCUUACUACAGAGGAGCUAUGGGCUUCAUCCUCAUGUACGACAUCUGCAAUGAAGAGUCCUUCAACGCUGUGCAGGACUGGUGAGUGAGUGGUCUGCUGACUGAGAAACCAGGGCUGUGUCUCAAUACUCUAAAAUGGCUUCCUUUGCGUGUGUGUGUGACUGUGUGUGACUGUGUGUGUGUUUGACUGUGUGUGUGUUUCAGGGCUACCCAGAUAAAAACCUAUUCGUGGGAUAACGCUCAGGUCAUCAUGGUGGGCAACAAGUGUGAUGUGGGCGAGGAGAGGGUGGUGCCCACAGAGAAGGGGAAGCACUUGGCUGACCAAUUAGGUGAGUUCAUUUGUGGGAUGAAUUGGUAAAUUGCCUGUAAGAUUGUGUGCUGGAUUACCAUAUUGUCAAGGCUGUCCUUCUGCUGAAAUUCAUGUUUUCGCUUUAUAGCAGUGAUGACCUGCAUGGUAGUUCUGGCCAGGACAAGAUUCCAUGUUUCGUGUGAGAUUUUAAUUGAAACCACACUGAGGAAUUGUGGUGGUGAACAAAAUGGCGUCUAUUCUAUUCUAGUAGAAUGAAGAAUAAAUUGGUAAUACAAAGUAAAGACUUAUCCCCUGGGGCUAUACAGUACCCUCUGUAAUUAUUGGGACAGUGAAGCAUUUCUUCUUCUUUUGGCUCUAUACUCCAAAAGUUUGGAUUUGAAAUCAAACAAUGACAAUGUGGUUAACGUGCAGACUGCCAGCUUGAUUUGAGGGCAUUCUCAUUCAUAUUGCAUGAAACGUUUAGAAAUUACAGCACUUUUUGUACAUAGACCCUUUUUAUGGGACCAAAAGUUUUGGGACGAAUUCACUUAUACAGUUGAAAUCGGAAGUUUACAUACACUUUAGCCAAGUACAUUUAAACUCAGUUUUUCACAUUUCCUGACAUUUAAUCGUAGUAAAAAUUCCCUGUCUUAGGUCAGUUGGGAUCACCACUUUAUUUUAAGAAUGUGAAAUGUCAGAAUAAUAGUAGAGAGAAUGAUUUAUUUCAGCUUUUAUUUCUUUCAUCACAUUCCCAGUGGGUCAGAAGUUUACAUACACUCAAUUAGUAUUUGGUAGCAUUGCCUUUAAAUUGUUUAACGGGUCAAACGUUUCCGGUAGCCUUCCACAAGCUUCCCACAAUAUGUUGGGUGAAUUUUGGCCCAUUCCUCCUGACAGAGCUGGUGUAACUGAGUCAAGUUUGUAGGCCUCCUUGCUCGCACACGCUUUUUCAGUUCUGCUCACAAAGUUUCUAUAGGAUUGAGAUCAGGGCUUUGUGAUGGACACUCCAAUACCUUGACUUUGUUGUCCUUAAGCCAUUUUGCCACAACUUUGGAAGUAUGCUUGGGGUCGUUGUCCAUUUGGAAGAUUUGCGACCAAGCUUUAACUUCCUGACUGAUGUCUUGAGAUGUUGCUUCAGUAUAUCCACAUAAUUUUCCUUCCUCAUGAUGCCAUCUAUUUUGUGAAGUGCACCAGUCCCUCCUGCAGCAAAGCACCCUCACAGCAUGAUGCUGCCACCCUGUGCUUCACAGUUGGGAUGGUGUUCUUCGGCUUGCAAGCAGCCCCCUUUUUCCUCCAAACAUAACGAUGGUCAUUAUGGCCAAACAGUUCUAUUUUUGUUUCAUCAGACCAGAGGACAUUUCUCCAAAAAGUACGAUCUUUGUCCCCAUGUGCAGUUGCAAACCGAAGUCUGGCUUUUUUAUGGCGGUUUUGGAGCAGUGGCUUCUUCCUUGCUGAGCAGCCUUUCAGGUUAUGUCGAUAUAGGACUCGUUUACUGUGGAUAUAGAUACUUGUGUACCGGUUUCCUCCAGCAUCUUCACAAGGCCCUUUGCUGUUGUUCUGGGAAUGAUUUGCACUUUUCGCACCAAAGUACGUUCAUCUCUAGGAGACAGAACACGUCUCCUUCCUGAGCGGUAUGAUGGUUGCGUGGUCCCAUGGUGUUUAUACUUGCGUACUAUUGUUUGUACAGAUGAACGUGGUACCUUCAGGCGUUUGGGAAAUUGCUCCCAAGGAUGAACCAGACUUGUGGAGGUCUACAAAAUUUUUUCUGAGGUCUUGGCUGAUUUCUUUUGAUUUUCCCAUGAUGUCAAGCAAAGAGGCAUUGAGUUUGAAGGUAGGCCUUGAAAGACAUCCACAGGUACACCUCCAAUUGACUCAAAUGAUGUCAGAAGCUUCUAAAGCCAUGACAUCAUUUUCUGGAAUUUUCCAAGCUGUUUAAAGGCACAGUCAACUUAGUGUAUGUAAACCUCUGACCCACGGGAAUUGUGAUAUAGUGAAUUAUAAGUGAAAUAAUCUGUCUGUAAACAAUUGUUGGAAUAUUUACUUGUGUCAUGCACAAAGUAGAUGUCCUUACCGACUUGCCAAAACUAUAGUUUGUUAACAAGAAAUUUGUGGAGUGGUUGAAAAAUGAGUUUUAAUGACUCCAACCUAAGUGUAUGUAAACUUCCGACUUCAACUGUAAGUUCUUCCCCAUACGUGUUAUUAGCAUUGCUCUAGUCUUGUCAAGAGUUGUCGUGCUAACCAGUCUACACACUUCAUUUCUAUAGCUGUGCGCCAUAACGUGCCAUGUCUGUACUUUGCACCCCAUGUUGUGGAGGCAAGCUAUUCAGUACUAGUUGUUUCAUGCUGACUGCUCUGAUGUCACCUUCCUGAGACCUUCGGUCACUCCUGGAGCUUUGUGUUAGCCUCUUGCUCUCAAAUGUUGAACGGUUGGCUGAAGUGUGACCACUGUUGAGGGUAUCUUAUCGAAUCCGGGAGCGUGUUGAUGCAUGGUACACAUCAUGGUACAACCUGUGUAAUAUACAGUAUGCUGUGUACCCACCUAGCUCUGGUCCUAGGCAUUAGUUGCAUUCCACUACUAACUUAGUAGAGGAACGCACACUAACGCCCUGGACCAGAGCUAUGUACUCACCAUACUGUAUGUACUCCUUCUGUCUGUCUGCAGGGUUCGAGUACUACGAGGCCAGCGCCAAGGAGAACAUUAAUGUCCGCCAGGUGUUUGAGCGGCUGGUCGACAUCAUCUGCGUCAAGAUGUCCGAGCGAGUUGACGUGGAGCCGCCCAUGGUCCCCGGCGUCAAGACCACCAGACUCACCGACAAGCCCCCCCAGUUACCUCAGAAGUGCACCUGUGCCUGACUCACACGUAUAGGGCCAAACCGAGCCAAGCCAUGCCGAGCCGUACUUGGCUGGCCUGGUUACGCAUCUACCAUAGUUGCUGAAACCAUGCUGGAAAAUACCAUUUGAAUAGAAAAUAUCCGAUCCAGCACAGUGCGGUUGGGGUUGGCCCUAUAGUAAGAGUCAGGUACUACUGAUUUGGCCUCUCAGUUCUCCCCUACUACACUUGCCAUUCCACUAUUGUUCUUUCCCUACUCCCUGUUAAGCUAUUACAAGUUCUACAAACCUCUUUCCAAAGGUAGCUAUCUAUACAAUGUAAUUAAUCAAGCUACCAAUAACCACUACUACUACUACUACCAC
This is a messenger RNA of Coregonus sp. 'balchen', 3516 nucleotides long. NCBI's taxonomy places the organism in Eukaryota, Metazoa, Chordata, Actinopteri, Salmoniformes, Salmonidae. The record is from the annotation of a GenBank genome assembly.